Messenger RNA from Exophiala mesophila, 3975 nucleotides. RefSeq lists its product as uncharacterized. The record is from RefSeq and is a predicted model, not a curated record. Gene Ontology annotation, molecular function: helicase activity. Bases 1 to 3198 code for a protein of 1065 amino acids. Lineage: Eukaryota; Fungi; Ascomycota; Eurotiomycetes; Chaetothyriales; Herpotrichiellaceae. Gene Ontology annotation, cellular component: nuclear RNA-directed RNA polymerase complex. The transcript has 4 exons. Gene Ontology annotation, biological process: regulatory ncRNA-mediated heterochromatin formation.
AUGGUCAAAGUACAACAACCCUAUUCCAAACCUGCUGCCACAUUGCUGACGAAGUGUUUCUUGCCUACAGCCAUAAAUGCACACUUGCCAGAACGAUUCAGAGGGCCACAGCCACGAAAGGGACACCAAUCUUUCACCGAUGGCCCAGAAGACGACCUUGAUUACAAGCUGAAUCUUGACAUUAGAAAUUACUUUGUCAAGCAAGGCGACAUUGCUCCUACGUCUAGCAAAGAUAAAUGGCUUGCUACCUCGACAGUCCCUACACACGAAGAACUUGGCGAGACGAUGGCCGAGGUGUUCAGUAACAAGAUCAGCGGACCCUACAGAAACAAAAGUCAGUACCUGAAAGUACAAUACUCCCUCCAACGCGAAGACGCUGUAGGAUCACUGCGAGAUGCCAUCCACGACUUCCAAAAUAACCCACAGACCAUGGACACCCAGAAGUUUGUCAUUUAUGAUCAGGUUCAUUUUCUCGGAUUCACAUUCGCGAGAAAAGGGCUCGCUGCACGCAUUCGAUUCACCACCAAUCGAGCUGGAAAGAAGAUCUCCUGGGAAACCUCAAAGAGACUCACAUCUGGCACACUCGUUGCAUUGGUGCGGGCCAAUGACGAGCUCAGCGAUUUCAAGGGGCUGAUCACUGCAGUCGUUGCUGCACGACCACUCGCUGGUGUUCUAGCUCAAGAGCCGGAAAUCGACGUCUAUUUCAGUCGCCCAGAAGACAUUCGAAUCGAUCCGCAGGACGAAUGGCUGAUGAUCGAAGCCAAGCAGGGCUACUAUGAGGCAUAUCGACACACAUUGGAAGCCUUGAAGAUGCUCUCACAGGAAAAGUUUCCAUUUUCUGACCAGAUCUGCCUCCUUCAGCCCAACACACAGCCGCCUGAAUACAUCCAACAAUAUUCGACAAUGAGCCUUGCGGCUGCUGCAGAGCCACAACAGAAGGAGGCAUAUGCCAAUGUCGCAGUUGCGAACGAAUGGCCUAAUGUGCCACAAAACACCCUAGACGAUUCUCAAUGGCAAGCAUAUCGCGAAAUUAUAACGAAAAGCCUGUCCAUCAUUCAAGGUCCGCCGGGAACUGGCAAAACCUUCGUGUCGAAAAUCGCCCUUCAGACUCUAGUGGAAAAUAGCAAACCGGGAGAUCCGCCCAUCAUUAUUGCUGCUCAGACCAACCAUGCCUUGGAUCAACUGCUCAGACAAGUUUCUGUUUUUGAGCCGAAUUUCAUUCGCCUUGGAGGGAGGAGCACGAGCCUGGAGAUCAAGAAGCGAGCCCUGUUCGAGAUCAGACGACAGGAGAGGAUCAAACAGAUUCCUGGGGGCCUGAUGGGGAGAUCCAACAGUGCGCUAGACAAGAAGGCAAAAGAGAUGCUCGAGAUACUAGAACCCAUUCGCUCCGACAUUCGCCAUGACAAAGACCCGUUCUCCACGGAGCGCUCUCCAGCCACAGAUGUUCUUGUCUCUUUGGAUGUCUUGAACGCCCAGCAGGCCAAGUCUUUGGAGGAUGGCGCAGCUCAAUGGAUUUCGUCGAGCAACAAAGACGAAGGACCUCUCCACAUCUGGCUGGAUCGCGCCCUGCACCCUUUCGUCUUGCGGUAUUCUCAAGAUACCUUUGGCUUCGAAGCAGUCGAAGAUGAGGAUCUCGAAUUCGAGCAACUGAGAGAAAAUGAGGAUUCCGCGGGCAUCAAUGAUGAGGAAGACAUGGAGAUGCUCAAGGGCCCUUUUACCAGCAUCAACGACAAAUUCACCGUUGCUUCUCCCACAGCGGUCGACCUUCGAAAGGCGGAGAGACAACUUGAUUCGAUGAAUGAUCUUUGGAAGGUACCUCAAUAUCUCCGUGGCCCCAUGUACUCGAUCAUUCGGUCUCGGGCAAUCGAUGCCAUACAGAGAAAAUUUGUAAAGGCGGCCAAGGAAUAUGCCAGCCUUGUGACCCAGAGCUUGAUUGGCAAAUGGGAGCAGGACGCCCUGUAUCUUUCACGUGCCCGGGUGAUCGGUCUCACCACCACCGGCUUAAGCAAAUACCGUGCGUUGAUAUCGGCGUUGAAGCCACGAAUUUGCUUAAUCGAGGAGGCUGCUGAGGUUCUUGAAGCCCCAGUCACAGUUGCAUGUGUUGAAUCCUUGCAGCAUUUGAUUCUUGUGGGAGAUCACCAGCAGCUCCAUGGCCACUGUUCUGUUCAAGAGCUCGAAGGAGAACCAUUCUUCCUGGCAGUUUCGUUGUUUGAAAGAUUGGUCAACAAUGGCAUGCCAUACAAAACUCUUCUCCGUCAGCGUCGUAUGGACCCACAAUUUCGCCGCCUGCUCUCGAGUGUGUACCCGACUUUGACAGACCAUCCGGUCGUUCUUAAUCGGAAUAUCGAGCCUUGGGGGAUGGGCAGCUUGAAAUUAUUCUUCUUCAAACACAAUUGGGCAGAAGAACGCGAUGCUUCCAUGUCCACGUUUAACGAUGAAGAGGCGAAAUUCAUUGCCGGAUUCUAUCGCUAUCUACAACAGAAUGGAGUCAAGGAAGACAGAAUCACGGUCCUGACGUUCUACAAUGGCCAACGAAAGAGACUCCUUCGAGAGAUCAAACGCCUUAUGGGAGGGCAAGCUGUCUACCACAACGUCAAAACUGUCGAUUCAUACCAGGGCGAGGAGAACGAUAUUGUACUACUCUCCCUCGUUCGGAGUAACCCCGAGGGCAAGAUUGGCUUCUUGGCCAAUAUCAACCGUGUUACGGUAGCUUUGUCCCGGGCCAAAUAUGGAUUUUACCUUUUUGGAGACGCUAGCAUUCUUACAGGAGGUUCUACACUGUGGGCGAGCGUCGCAAAGAUGAUGGCUGGACCACCCCCACGCAUCGCUGCAACACUUCCUGUCCAGUGCAAGAAUCACGGCAGGACUUCUUUAGUCGAGAACGCUGAUCAGUGGGAUGAUAUCGACACCGGCGGCUGCACACGACCUUGCGAAAAGAAACUUGUCUGUGGGCACCCCUGUCCACAGAGAUGCCAUCCUUCACCUCAUGACGGCAUCCAGUGCACAUCAGCAUGCUCCAAGGUGCUCCCAUGUGGACACGACUGUGACAAAGAAUGCUUCGAGGAUUGCGAUUGUCCCUGCGAAGAGUUUGCAGCCUACAAGCGUGGCGUGCGAGACUCUAAAAUUAAUCAAGAUGGGCCAGGUCAGAAGAAGUUGGGUGUACAAUUGGGCACAGUUCCACCCCACUCCCAUGGAUAGCCCUGUCGAUGUGGACAAGCACAUUCGGAGGGAUGGUCCACCUGGGGAGUCAAUUGCAGGCAAAUUUUCGAGGCUAUUUGCGCCAGAGCCCGCCUCGGGAAACAUCAACACAAAAUCGGUUCACAAUCAGAGUAGGGAAAAGUGGACUCAAUUCGCCAAAGUGGAAACCAAAGCUAGCGAUGAGCGUCGCACCGGCCAGGUAGCUGUUGAAAUCAAGGAAUCCAGCUCACUGAUUGACUUCGAGUCAGCACCAUUGGCGACUGAGUCGACCUCUGGUGUUGAGAACGAGAAAGUCCGAGAGCUGGACGCUGGCCGCAGCCGAUUCGUUCACGAGUUUCGUGUACCACAGGGAAAUGGAAUUACCAAUGUGAAAGGAACUUCGACUGAGAGGAAGCAUACGACAGCCAAGUGAGGUGUACGACAUGUUUGGAAUCUGCUGGCAGCUGAUGAGGUGAAUUGAAAGAUUGCUCUAUCAAUUGGAAGGCAAUCCUGGAGUACUCACCACCCUCGCCACUAGGACAACAUUGUGAAGUGUGAAGUGUGAAGUUUCUCCGUGACUGAUUCAACAAGGUCUGAGGGAAAUUGGUGUACUGUGUUGGUGGCCAUUUUGGCGGUACCAAAAGCAUACCUCGGGUGGGACGACAGUGCUCAGUAGAUGUGCUUCUCGGCUGGGCACGUAUUGAUAGACUGGUUUGUCUUUAGAAUGCUUAUUAGACGGGAUUUUAGCGUUUAGACGGGGCUCGUUUGGAGUCAAAGGCGAGUGUAUCUAGAGUAAGC